UGCAAAUGAAAGGACGACGGGACUGAUAGAUAAGCUAAGACCUAGUCUCGCCUCGAGCUCUCGUAGAUGACAGAAGAUAGCCGGUUGUCGGACAUUCAAGUGACGCGGGGCGAUAUGAUCUGUACAUGUGCACGUCCCGUACGCGUCGGGUUGCGAUGGCGAUGUUCAUCUUACGCCCUCCUAUCUCUCCGGAGCACACCAUACGCGGCUCGCAAAUCGUCAGACGAGGCAUCAUCGGCUGAUGACUGAUGACAUGCCCACCGUCGCACUUGGACCACCGGGUGGAGCAUCUCCAGUAUCUUCCGGACCGCCUAUCAGUUUAGCUUUGCGUAAGUAGACCGGUACAAAAAGCAAAUGGCCGCCCGUAGCUAUGCUCCAUUACGUUCGACAAACUUCAUACAGGACGUUACAAUGACCAACCUGCUGAACAAGGCGACACCUGCUUCGCCUAACAGACAAACAACAAACACCAUCGUACUCGACUAUAUGCUUUUCCAGGCCACGGGUGCUCUCAUCAAAGACUAUACAGCACGCGUUGAGGAGGAAAAGAAGGCCCGAGCGCAGUUGCAAGCGAUUGGUGCGAGUCGCAAUCGAAAGCGUCAGACCCAGGACUCCUCAAGCAGGCGGCUCGUUGGCUUGGUCGAUGGAUUGAUUGCUUCCUACCAUGGUUCGCCAGGUUCGUCACUCAUCUUGGCGCCUAUCCUUGUGCACCGGAUACAUCUGUGUACGUUACUCUCCGUCCUCUCCGGUCGGUAUGAGCCACAAGUCAGCUCUGCCUCUCUGGUCUCUCCGGCCAGCUUGCAGAAACACAGAAAACGGAAUCGUGAUCGGAUGAGGAGGUACUGCUUGGCAAAUGAAGAGCAAAUUAGAUUCUCGAAGGAGAUUACGGACACAUGGACGUCCCGACAGAGCGAACUUCCUAUUGCCCCUAGACAUCGCCGUGAUCGUACACCCCUGUCAAAGGAUCCAUUGGCGAAUUCAUACAGAGCCGUACCAGGCCUACGAGAUGCCUUGGACGAUUUCAUGUUGGUAUCAGCAAUGGCAAUGAAGUCUUUAGGAAGCAGUCUUGGUGAUCUGUGGCUGGAGAUCGCCGUCGAAUUCAUGAAGCAGGCUGCACUGGAAGCAUUCCUGUCAGACGGAGCCAAGGACUUUGGUUCUUUCAAGGAAUGUUUCGCAUGGGGAAGGAUCCCCGAAGACAGACCAGAACUACGCCUGCCAGCAAGCGACCGAAGUGCUGUCGUUCAGGAGAUCUUUGAUAGCUUCACGGAGGAGGAGAUGGCACAAUUCAAUACGUCAAUCGAUCAAGCCGUUUCGCAAUUCAUCCCACCAACAGAAACAUCACUCGAGGUGCAUCUCCUCAAACUUGGCAGCUGUGAUAAUCUGCUGUCAUUUGAAGGAAAGUUGGUGGAAUUCCUGACGACGGUGAAUACGUUCAUCGGGAAACCUGAGUUGGCGAAGUAUGAAGCUGGCCUUCACAUUCCGCCCACCACCAUUUCGGAACAGGUCGACACUGUUGCUUGAACUUGGGAUAAUAUUCACUGUAUUGUGCGAGGAUUUUUGGGGGAGUUCUUCAUCUCAGGUGUGCUGCGUAUUUUCGGGCCGGUU
This is a messenger RNA of Saitoella complicata NRRL Y-17804, 1605 nucleotides long. RefSeq lists its product as uncharacterized. The transcript is spliced from 2 exons. The record is from RefSeq and is a predicted model, not a curated record. The coding region runs from base 355 to 1521 and encodes 388 amino acids. Lineage: Eukaryota; Fungi; Ascomycota; Saitoellomycetes; Saitoellales; Saitoellaceae.